Quercus lobata is the source of this 1380-nucleotide messenger RNA. RefSeq names its product serine carboxypeptidase-like 50. Lineage: Eukaryota; Viridiplantae; Streptophyta; Magnoliopsida; Fagales; Fagaceae. Gene Ontology annotation, molecular function: serine-type carboxypeptidase activity. Gene Ontology annotation, biological process: proteolysis. The transcript has 2 exons. The record is from RefSeq and is a predicted model, not a curated record. The coding region runs from base 1 to 1380 and encodes 459 amino acids.
AUGAAGUCAAGAAGCUGCAAGUUAUUCUUCAAGCUCCUCCUUCUCAUAUCCUUCUUACUUGUCCUCAUCUCCUUCUUCCAUCACAUUCCAACCUUGUUAUCACCAACUCCAACUCCUCUCUUUCCCACUGAAGCUCUCCCCACCAAAACAGGCUACCUCUCAGUCAAUCCAACCACCUCUUCUGCUAUUUUUUAUGCCUUCUAUGAAGCUCAGAACCCCAUCUCACCAUUCUCCAAAACUCCACUUAUUAUAUGGCUCCAGGGUGGCCCUGGCUGCUCCUCCAUGGUUGGCAACUUUUUUGAGCUUGGCCCUUGGCGUGUCACAUCUCGUAAGACUUUCAGCUCUGAAACCAUUGCACUUGAACCAAAUCCAGGUUCUUGGAAUCGAAAAUUUGGACUUCUUUUCCUCGAUAAUCCAAUUGGAGCUGGGUUUAGUAUAGCCAUGACACCCAAAGAAAUCCCAAGGGACCAACUUUCUGUUGCCAAGCAUCUUUUUGCUGCCAUUACUUCGUUUAUUGAAUUAGACCCCUUGUUGUUCAAGUCUCGUCCAUUGUAUUUUGCUGGUGAGAGCUAUGCUGGGAAGUAUAUUCCAGCAAUUGGGUACUAUAUCUUGAAAGCAAAUGCUAACUUGCCAGUGUCACAGCAAGUGAACUUAGGUGGAGUUGCUAUAGGAAACGGGUUGACAGACCCUAUUACACAGGUUGCUACUCAUGCUACUCAUGCUUACUAUUCUGGUUUGAUCAAUGAGAGGCAGAAAAGUAUGUUGGAGAAAGCACAAUGGGAAGCCAUUAAACUGACCAAAAUGAGGAAGUGGAGAUUAGCAACAGAUGCUAGAAGCGAAGUGUUGCGAAUGUUGCAAGGAAUGACAGGGUUGGCUACUUUGCAUGAUUUUAGUAAGAAAGCACCUUAUAAAACAGAAAUGGUUUUUGCAUUUUUAAGGAAAAAAGAGGUGAGGAAGGCUUUGGGAUUGAAUACUUCAAAGAUUUAUGAUUUGUGCAGCAAUGAUGUGGCAACUGCUUUGCAUGAUGAUUUCAUGAAGAGUGUGAAGUUCAUGGUAGAAAUUUUGGUGAAGAAGAGCAAGGUACUAUUAUAUCAAGGCCAUUUUGAUUUGAGAGACAGUGUGCUUUCAACUGAGGCUUGGGUUAAGACAAUCAAGUGGGAAGGGCUUAACCAGUUUUUGAUGGCAAAUAGGAAGGUUUGGAGAGUGAAUGGAGAGCUAGCAGGGUAUGUGCAGAAAUGGGGGAAUUUGAGUCAUGUUGUGGUUUUAGGAGCUGGGCAUCUUGUGCCUACUGAUGAAGCAGUUAGUUCUCAAGCAAUGAUGGAAGAUUGGAUUUUAGAGAGGACGUUGUUCAGCCGCGAGGAAAAGGAGGUUGUGUCAUAA